Spodoptera litura is the source of this 1298-nucleotide messenger RNA. RefSeq names its product ommochrome-binding protein. Lineage: Eukaryota; Metazoa; Arthropoda; Insecta; Lepidoptera; Noctuidae. Gene Ontology annotation, molecular function: protein binding. The record is from RefSeq and is a predicted model, not a curated record.
AACGUUUAUCAUUAGUCAGAAUAACUUGCUACAACACGCAUUUAUUAAAGACAAUAUUAAAUAUUAAGUUUAUUUAACAAAAUUAUUGUAUUUUAGUGAAGUUCUCAGCUCAUUUUUGAAGCAAGUGCUUAGGAAAUUAAGUGUGGUAGUGUGAUUAUGUGUUUAUAUUUGUAAAGAAAAUGAAACACCUCCUAAUCCUGUUCGGCCUCUCGGCUUUAACGACAGUAAUAUCCGGCAAAAGCCAUUGUCACGCCUGCUUCGACAGUAUUUGCUAUUCCAAAGCUCUAAUAUUUCAAAACUAUCCAAUAUCCGGACAAUUAGCUGUCGACAGGGUCGCCAAUGUUGUUUAUUUCCAUUACGAAGACACUCGGCCUUUAGAUCACACUGUUGCAUUUGAUUUAGACGAUAUUAGAUUCUUGUAUAUUCCGGAUAUACAAUUUUCCUUCGCUCGAGCUGUUGACCAGACGACGAGGGAAGUCUACAUCGGUGGCGCGAAUGGCAUCUAUAAAUACAAUCCAAUUACAAACGUAACAACUAGAUUCGCCCUAAAUGAUAAAACAAUAUGGCAUAUGCAGUUUAAAGACAAGAUAUACUACACUAUAUUCAUGACUAAAGGGCUGUACACAUAUGAAAAGAAACAAUCUAAAACUGUGACUGCGUUGAAGGACUACACGAUCGAUGAUUUUAUCGUCGAUAAGAAAGAUGAUAUUUAUUUCAUGAGCAAUUUCACUGUUUAUAAAUUGAAGAAGGGGGAAAAUAAGGCCACGUUGUUUUCCACCAUAAUAUACUCUCUCACUACUGAUAUAAAUGACAACGCAUAUUUCAUACAACGAGAUACAAGAGGGUUGUAUAAAAUCGACUAUAGGACUGGAAGAUUGUCUGAAGUCGGUGCUUUUGGGAGCGGAUCACCUUUUAGAACUGUAUUCGACAAUUAUAAUAAUGUGAUUUAUUAUGAUGGGAAUAGUGAUCAAUUGUUUUAUUUAACACCAAAUUAUGGACGUUGUAAAGUGACUGACGAAGGGAAAGGGAGGAAGUUGAAGAAAAAGGUGUCUUCGUUUUUUGAUAGUGAUGUGUGAUCAAAUAUUCGGCUUUCGGCUUUAGCCGAAUAGUGAGUGUUGGGACGUUAAGACCAGUUAUUUAUUGUACACUGAUUUUAGAUCAACCUAUUUCAAUCUAUCUUUAUUCAUUUUCGACUUUCUGUCAAUAGAAUAAAGUUGAAUGUGUAAUAGAUUGCUAGCCAUCGUAUUUGGUGCGGUUUAUUUUUUAUGAAUAUAAAUAUAUUGUGAUAUUUUAAAUGA